Messenger RNA from Malaclemys terrapin pileata, 4502 nucleotides. It is a transcript of the gene DACT3, whose product is annotated as dishevelled binding antagonist of beta catenin 3. Bases 28 to 2193 code for a protein of 721 amino acids. Gene Ontology annotation, biological process: negative regulation of canonical Wnt signaling pathway. The record is from RefSeq and is a predicted model, not a curated record. NCBI's taxonomy places the organism in Eukaryota, Metazoa, Chordata, Testudines, Emydidae. Gene Ontology annotation, cellular component: cytoplasm. The transcript has 4 exons.
GGCAGCAGCGGGAGCCGAGCCGCGGGGAUGAUCCGGGCGUUCUCCUUCCCCGUGAGCCCGGAGCGGGGCCGGCUCCGGGGCUGGCUGGAGGGGAGCCUGGCCGGGCUCUGCGAGCUCCACCUGCUGCGGGAGCGCCAGGAGCGCCGGGUGCGGCAGGCGCUGCGCCUCGGGACCGAGCCCGCCGAGCAGGCGGCCGGGGAGCCCGAGCCGGGCAGCGCCGGGGAGCCGGCCCCCGAGGAGCAGCUGGAUGCGCUGCCCGGGCUGAUGUGGGAACUGGAGCAGCAAGUAGGGGGGCUGCGGCUGUACCCCGAAAAGGCCUGCGGGGAGGCGGCCGAGACGGACAGCUGGCCCAGCUCGGGUUUCUACGAGGGUGCCUCCUCCGCGGUGGCCUCAGACUCGCCGGCCUCUGGCUUCGGGGAUUCUUCCGGCUUCCCCUCCAGCUCCGGCUCCUGCUCCCGCAUCGGCCAGGCCGAGUCGCGUGGCAGCUACGCCAGUGAGCGCCCCAAGUCCGUGGGCGAGGUGGGCAGCAGUGGCAAAGACAGUGCCGGGCGGGGCAUGGUUCCCCGCUCCUACUCGGCCCCCUACUCCAGCUCUCAGGACUACCCCUCCGAGCCGCCCCCGCGCCUCCUGCCCCGGGACAGCCUGGACCCCUUCCUGUACCCCAGUCCCCUUCACGCCGUGGCCAUGCAGAACCCGCUGCUCCGCGGCCGCCUCUAUGACGCCACCCCCUUCUCGCCGGGCCUGGCCUAUGGGGCGGAGCAGGCCGGGGGGCUGGAGGAGUUCGGGGGGCAGGAGCUGCCCUGUUACCCCGAGGCCGCUCACUGCCACAAGGUGGAGAGCUACAUCUCGCGGCUGAUCCGCCGGCGUAGCCAGCUGGCGCGGGGCGGCAAGCCCCGGACUAGCCUCAACGCCGAGCCGCCCGCCAAGGCAGUGGCCCGCCAGAACAGCCUUUGCAAGAGGCCCUCGGAGCUGCUGGCCCCCCAGGCGGACCGCAAGCACCCCCCGGCCAUGGAGCGGGGCAGCAGCACCCCCUCGCCCUGCGGCUACGAGGGCGGGGCCGGCGCCGCCGCCCGGAUCUGGUCGUCCUGGGACGCCGCAGCCGAGAGGACGCUGGCCGGCAAGGGGGCCCCCGAAGGCUACGCCCCCCCCCACUCCAGCCUCAAGAAGCCCCCCAAGCUGCAGGCGCUGGCCCACCUCCGGCCUGCCCUGUCGGUGGAUCACUACGAGGAGGGGACGGACGAGGACGGCACCCACGCCAGGAAUGGCCAGGAACCCCCUCCCUACGAGGAGAGGGGGGGCCGCCCCCCGCUGGCCUGCACCGAGGACGGGGCUUGCCAGAUGGUGAAGGCGCAGUACAUCCCGGCCCAGCAGCCCCCCCGUGCCCAGCAGGCCCACCGAGGGGCCAAAAAGAAGCCCCCUCCCCUCACCAAGGGGCACUCGGUGGAGCUGUCACCAGAGCGGGCCCCGGUGACGCCCAGGGAGAGGCCUCGGGCAGCGGCGAUGCCCAAGAAGUGCCGCUUCACCGAGGAAGGUGGGGAAGGGCCAGGGGGGCGCCGGGCUAGUGCCAGGAAAGGCUCCCCCCGGGGCAAGAAGGCGGCGCGCUCCCAGUCGGAGAACAGCCUCCUGAACAAGCCGGGCGCCUCGGGCACCAAGUACCACACGGUGGAGAGGGACGAGGUGGUGCUCAAGCCGUCCCGGCAGCGCCGCCCCCACCCCGGUGCUGCCGGCUAUCGGAAGUGGCGCUCGACGGCGGAGAUCUGCCAGGAGGAGGUGGGCGCUGGGGAGCCGCGGCGGAGCCGGCGGGCAGGGCGGAGCGGUCCGGGUGCCGCCUCGCCCCCCUGCAAUGUGCUGUAUGGCUACGCCGGGAGCGACUCGGAGUGCUCGGGCGGGCGGGGCGGCGGGGCGCGGCGGGCCCCCGUGUGCCGGCUGGAGGAGGGACUGGCCUAUGGCGACAGCGAGUCCAGCCUGAGCGAGGGCUGCUCGCCCACCUUCAGCACCGGCUCCAGCGACACGGACGAGAGCAGCGGGCUGGUCUGGCCCCAGCAGCUGUCGCCGCAGCUGGUCGCCAGCACGGGGCCCGGCCAGGCCGGCGGGCGGCCCAAGGUUUUUGUCAAGAUCAAGGCCUCGCACGCCCUCAAGAAGAAGAUUAUGCGCUUCCGAUCGGGCUCCCUGAAAGUGAUGACGACGGUGUGAGAUCCUGGGCUGGGGGGGUGUCUAAUCUUCCCCACCCCACCAUUCCCUGGGGGUGCCCCCGACGCACACCCUCUCCAGACUCCUCCACCCCCCCAACCAACCCUGCCCCAUACCGCCCUGGCCUGGGGGGGCACUGACCCACCGCCAUCUCCACCCUCCAGCUUGGGAGAAUCCCCUGACCCAUACCCCUCCAGCCUGAUCCACCACACUCCAUACCCUGUGGCCUUUUGGGGGGGGCUUGACUCACCCCCCCAUCUACCCUACCCGUGUGGGAGUGACCCUCUCCCAACCUGCUCCAACCCCUUCAGGAUUAUCCAGCCACCCCCACUCUCAGCCUGGGAAUGUCGCUUGACCCAACCCCCAGCCUGAUCUACACCCUGACCCGCCCUAGCCUGGGUGUUCCCCUCGACCCCUUAUUCCACCCCCCAGCCUGCCAGCCCCCUGACCCACUCUGGAUCCAUGCACCCCCCUCACCUCAUGCCCCCCACUCCUACUUGUCUUGGGAGGGGCGCGUCAUCCCUCCAUCCCACCCAGCUUUGGGGCCUCUUUGAUCUCCUUUCCCGCCGGUCCAGUUCUCCUCCCAGGGUUGCCAAUUUUGGUUGGAUGUAUUUCAUCCCGUGACAUCAUCUUUAAUUAAAGAUUCAUCUUUAAUUCCUGGAGACUCCAGGACAAUCCUGGAGGGGUGGCAACCCUGUCUCCCAUCAUCCCCAAACCCUUCCCUCUCCGGCCCCAUGAUGCAAACGUCAGGCUGGAAGCGGGUCUGUUCAAGCCCCCAGGUUUUAUUUUUAGCAGAGGUGCAAGAUGCCCCCCCACCAGUCUCCAUGGGCAGGAGGAUGCCAUGAGGGGGUAGGGGCGCUGGCUGCUAGGGGUCAGUGGGUUACAUUGCGGCCGGGCAGCUGGUGCUAAAAUUAAUUGGGGAGGGAAAGGGGUGGGGGAGCUGCAGUCUGCCCUGGCUUCCCUUCACCAUUGUUCGUGAGCACUCACUUCCUGGUGCGAGACCCUCGCUGCCAACCCCACUCCUGUCCCAGGGGAAAUCAUGGCACCGGGAAAACCCUGAUGCCGAGCUGCAGCGGAGACGCUAACGGUGAAACCGGGGCACUAGUGAAAUCGUGGGCCCUGGGGUGACGCCCCCCGCAUGGGGUGGUGAGCUGCGUUUGGGCCGCUAGCCAGGAGAUUGUGACGCUGAUGCGAUGGUGUCUGAAUGGACGAGCUCUUCGGGUCUGUUAAUGGUGACGCUGUGGGCAUUAGUGAGCUUGUGCCAACACCCUAGCGGCUGGCACCGAGCCGUGCCUGGGGCACGAGCACUGUAAUCGUGCCCCACUAGUGUUCAUCGCCUUGCUGGGAUCUGGGCCCCACCAGGCUAUCAGCAGCUUCUGGGUUAGGACAGACCUCUGUCUUUCCCUGCACCCACGGAUCAUGUCCCAGGGCUUCGGCGUGACGGAUUAAGGGUGCAGAGAUCUCAGGGUGGUGGCACCCCCGUCCUCUCCCUUUGGGAGCCUAUGCCUGGGUGCAUGGGCUCUAGCUGCCCCCUGCACAUGCUCCCACCGCUGCAGCUCAUCCGAUACUCUAGGAGCCCCUGAUGAACGUGGCGGGCAGGACGGGGGCGUGAGAUACAGGGGCCUUUCCUCUCGACCUCCCAAGUUCCAGUCCCGCCCAGCUGGGUAACGCUGCCCGGUCUCCGCGUCUGCAAUUAGUUGGUUGGGUCUCAGCUCACACCAGGAGCCCGGGUGCUGCUCGCCGUCCCCCUCCAUAACAGGGGUCCCUCCCGGCCAGGGCUGAGACUGACUCGGCAGCAUUUGGGGUGCAGGUGUGAGGUUCCCCCUGCCCGGGGUUGUGCCCACUCUGGGGCUAGACCAGGAAGGAUCCCUCUCCAAGGGUCACCAUCUCAGCAGCGAUAAAAUUCCCAUCCCCAGUUGUGUGGGUUUCAUCUCUGCCAGGGAGGGGGUGGGAGCCCAGGGCCGGUUACUAAGGAGAUCCAGUCUGUUCCAUUACAUCGCUCCCCUGAAAUAGACACCCGUGCCCGCUACACAGAUAAUUAACGGUGUUAUUCCCCUGCCGCAGACCCCGGCCCCGCUAGCGGGGGAACGGCUGGGCCAGCACUUCCAUGGAGCGACGUUCACCACGUCGCAUGCUUUGUAAAUGAACGUAUUUAUUAUUCUGAUUUUGUAAUGUAACUCCCCUGGAGUCCGCGCUGUACAUAGGUACCUCCCUGGAGUCUGUGGCAAACCCCCCUGCCAGUCUUGUAUUUCUAUAUAUAAUUUCCCUCUCCCCUUCACCCCGUUUUUGUAAAUAAAAAUCAGUGUUAUUUG